AUGAAAAAGCAACAAGAAGACCAAGCUUAUUACAGACUUACCCAUCUUUCGGAAGAACAGCGCAUCUUUUUUGAAGAAAUCGCUUCCUUACUUCAUCCAGAAGCAGUCGCAGGCACAACCACCACCACUGCAGCACCAUCAGAAAUCGCAGCAGUAAAAGAAGAAGAAAAGAAAGAAGAAAAGAAAGAAGAAAAGAACGACGAAAAAGAAGAAGAAAAGAAAGAAGAAAAGGAAGAAGAAAAGGAAGAAAAGCAGCCGCAGCAGCAGCAACAGAAGCAGCAGCAGCAACAGCAUCCACCGCAAGGAGAGGCAUCGUUUCUGGAUCCUUCUCCUCCACCACCAAAACGUGGCAUUGUUGACUUUUUUAAAACCUUGUUCAAGGACGAAAGAAAUAUGUUGAAGCAUAUGGUGAAUCAUCCAGGCUCAUCCAAAACCACCUUCUUAAAUAUCAUCAAGACUUACGAGAAACAAGUAAAGGUCAGCAUUGACAACACUUCGAAGGGUCCUCCACAUGCUCCUAUCUUUUAUGCCGAGCUUACUUUACAAUCCAAAAAGUAUGCCAAUGUCUUUAUACGUACGAAGGGUAUGGCUCAUAAAAAGAAGGAAGCUGAAGUCGAGGCCUUUCAUCGGCUUGUAUGUUCGUUGGUUUAA
This is a messenger RNA of Mucor mucedo, 651 nucleotides long. RefSeq lists its product as uncharacterized. NCBI's taxonomy places the organism in Eukaryota, Fungi, Mucoromycota, Mucoromycetes, Mucorales, Mucoraceae. The transcript has a single exon. Bases 1 to 651 code for a protein of 216 amino acids. The record is from RefSeq and is a predicted model, not a curated record.